Molecule: messenger RNA, 726 nt
Organism: Rhopalosiphum maidis (corn leaf aphid)
Lineage: Eukaryota; Metazoa; Arthropoda; Insecta; Hemiptera; Aphididae
Product: MAPK regulated corepressor interacting protein 2
Exons: 5
Coding region: 276-626 (116 amino acids)
Source: RefSeq, a predicted model, not a curated record
GCGUUUAGCAAUCUGUCGUUGUACAGUAAGUUGUAUUGUUUGACAAUAAUAAAUUCUUUCUUCGGUGAUAGUAACUACUAUUAUCGUAGUGCGUCGCACUCGCAAGUCGUAGUUGACGACACAAACUUUUCUUUUGUGUUGUUUUUGUUUUUCGUGAAUAAUAUUUCACAAUUAAAAUAUAUUUAUCCACAUCACUUAAUAUUAUCAUUGUUGUACCAUAGCCCACACAGUCUUGUAGUCUUGUAUAAGACUAACCUGAGGCUGUUCAAAAGCCAAUGACACAGAUUACUGGGAUAAAUAAUUCAUUUAUCAUGGGGCGUCGUUUAACUGGACCUUCUGCCAGAACUCGUGAUGCACAACCUCUUCCAUUAACAACACAACAUAAUUCAUCUGCGACAAACGAUCGAAAUAAUUUGUCACAACAUGAUGAACUUAUUCAUUUUGUUGGUGGUUCAUGGAAUGUUAUUUUUCAAGAAUAUCAAAAUGGAUGCCAAGGAUCUAAUGGUCGUUUUCAUAUACAGUUCUACGAAGAAGGAAAUAGUGAUACAUUAAAAGGAUUUAAACCCUUUGAUCUAGAAGCUUGGUGGGGAAAACAAACUAUCCAACGAUACCAACAACGUUCCUAAUAUUAUUACACUAAUAUAUUGUAUUGUAUUUUUCAGUUAUUUUUUUUCCCAAUUAUUUAAUACAAAAAAUGGCAUAUGCCUAAUAUCUUGAUACUGACAA